Eurytemora carolleeae is the source of this 1553-nucleotide messenger RNA. Its product is annotated as prolyl 4-hydroxylase subunit alpha-2. The coding region runs from base 60 to 1454 and encodes 464 amino acids. The record is from RefSeq and is a predicted model, not a curated record. Gene Ontology annotation, biological process: peptidyl-proline hydroxylation to 4-hydroxy-L-proline. Gene Ontology annotation, molecular function: L-ascorbic acid binding; iron ion binding; protein binding. Gene Ontology annotation, cellular component: endoplasmic reticulum. Lineage: Eukaryota; Metazoa; Arthropoda; Copepoda; Calanoida; Temoridae. The transcript is spliced from 19 exons.
AAUGAGAAAAUAGAGUUUCCCAAUAGAUUUUUGAUUUGAGGUUUUCGGAGAGUUUAAAAAUGAAAGUUUUCUUUACUAUCAUCUUUCUUUUUGGUCUACAAUCCACACAGGGAGAGGUGUUCAGCUCUGUAUCGGAUAUGUCCAGGGUUUUCCAACUCGAACGAGAUUUAGUCGGGGUGCUUCUAGAUUUUGCGCAGAAAACACAAAACAAAUUAAACAAAAUUGCAGGAAACCCGAUCCAUACCUACAACGUGGUGAAGAGGUUGGCCGUGGACUUCGUCAGCUUGGAGAAGGAAAUCAGUUUUGAUGAUUGGAAAGAAAAUAGUUUGCGAGUUGAAAGAUUAAGGCUAGGGGGUGUGGUUCCGAAAGAAAAAGAUCUUCAUGGAGCUGCACAAGCUUUAAUAAGACUACAGGAUGUUUAUGAACUAGAGAUAUCUCACCUAGUCAGGGGUAGGAUAGGAGACAGGGAUACCACAGCUAAACUAACAGCUCAGGAUUGUUUGUUUAUUGGUAAACAUUGUUUUAACGGAGGCAUUCUUUCUCGAAGCAUUGAAUGGUUUGAGGAGGCGUGGUACUUAGCAGGGGAGGAGCAGAAUACAACAGUUACACAGGACAAAGUUUCCAGAAAUUAUGAGGUGGUGGAUAGACAGGGUGAUGAAGAUGACGCGGCAAAUUUCGCUGCUCUGUGCCGGGGAGAGGAGCUCAGAACCGGUUUCUCUGCUCGUCUUUCCUGCAGGCUGGAGCACAGGGGGGAACCAUACUUGUUUCUCAUGCCAGCUCAGUUGGAGCUUGUUCAUGAUAACCCUGAAAUACUGAUGUUCCAUAAUAUCGCGAGCAGAAGCGAGAUACAGGAAAUCAAGGACCUAGGAAACCCGUUGUUGACGAGAUCCCAGGUGCUGGGAGGAAAACAAGGAUUUAAUGAGGUUUCCAGUACAAGAACUAGUAAAACUGGAUGGUUAGACGACAGUACAAAUCCCACAGUCUCGAGACUUGGACGUCGAAUAGAGCUGUUGACUGGACUAAAAACCAACACAUCAAAUGAUGACGCUGAACUUCUUCAGGUUGCUAAUUAUAUGAACGGAGGUCAUUAUAGUCCUCACUUUGAUUAUGUCAUGAAGGAUAAAGCGCCUGAUCAUAUGAUCUACCUGCCCUACUCUAACCAGUAUAUUGGUGACCGGCUUGCUACUUGGAUGUUUUACUUGAACGAGGUUGGUGAGGGUGGAAGGACGGUGUUUCCCCGUCUUAAAGCUGGAGUUAAACCAGAAGCAGGAGCUGCUGUGUUUUGGUAUAAUCUGGUGGGAUCUGGUGAUGCUGAUCAUAGAACACUACAUGGUGCAUGUCCAGUUCUCUACGGCACUAAAUGGGUUGCAAACAAAUGGAUCCGAGAAGGAGCUCAGCUGUUUAGAAAACCUUGUGCAGCAAACAUUAAACAGAAAUCUGUAAAGAAAAUUUAAAAACUGGUUUUAGUCUCAAAAUUAAACCCUGUCUUGAAUCUUCACGGGUGUCCUACAGCAAAUUUUAGCCAAUUUGGUCCAGCCCAAAUAGUUUAUCAA